GUUUUUUAAUUAGUGUUUCGUCACGUGAUAGAUUCAGAGCGUAUCGGAGCUGCUUGUUUGGAACCUGAUUCAAACUUAUCUAUUUCAUCAUGACAAGAAAUAGACAAAUCCUCAAACUCCUUGGAAUAGGGGAGCAUUUUUCGUUUAACUACUGGCGAAAGAUAUCAAAGGGAUGUCAAUUUAUAAGAUUUGGCGGUGAACGAAUGGCUAUUGACAGGAAAGCUGUCAAGCGCAAGAUAAUGCCGUGCGAAAAAGAUCUGUAUGAAAAGUUGAUGGCAGGAGAGAUCAACGAGGAGAGCCUCAGAUACGAUUUUUGUUAUGAUAGAGAUAACCAACUUAUUUUACCUGAUGUCUUAGGUAAGGAGUAAAUUAUCGUUCGUUGCCAAAGUGUGCAUAAUAUUUAAUUGAUAUCAUGAAUGUUGAAACGGAAAUUUAAGAAAUUCUUGGUUACGUUAUGUUAAAACGGUAAAAAUAUGUUUCCAAAAGUUUCCAAAAAUAUCCUGAGCAUUCGUAGAACUACUUAUUUAUCGAGACUGAGGUCUUCACGAGGUGUACGUCCGUGCAUCUUCGAUGCAAUUCAUGAAGAUAUUUGUUUACGUAUAGUGUCAUUAGUAUUUGAAUCAUUGCGUAUUUCUGCUACAAAUCCAUCAGUUUUUUUUAAAUGGACGUUUGUACAUUCGCAGAGGGUACAUAUGUUUCUGCAUUUAACUUAGUAGAGCGAGGGUACAAGCACUUUUAUAUGGGGGAUGUUACAAUAGUCUAGAGUCGGCCUGUAAGAGUGCGCGAUAUGUCUCCAACAAACACCUGCUAUGAAUUCAUAAAUUACAAAUUUAUGAGAUAGACGACGUUUCACCAUCAGAAAACAACUGUGGUAAAUUUUUUCAACUUCCAUUCCGUCUUCCUGAGGUAUUUUACCACCAGAUAUCCCGCUCGGUUUUACCACAAAAGUCGUUUAUUUCAAGCUCCCUCCCAAACUUUUGACAGCAUAUCUUGGCGACAUAACAAAAUAAUGUUUCUAACGUUAAGAGGCAGAGGUCCUGCUAAUAAAUAUUUCUAGCUACCCUUGGCUUUACCUGUCGAUUUACUAUUUUUAAGAUAUCUCUGCUACUUUCGCUAAACGUAUGUAGUUAUUCGUUCUGAACUGUUUCUACUGUUCUUCAUAACAGGUUUAAGUACCUUUACCAAUAGAAAUCUGAUGCCAUCCCAUCUAACAAGGGAUCCUGAACGGCUAUGGCAGCUGGACCCCGAGAGUCGUUUUCCAAACGAACUGGAAAUAUUUGUGCCUCAAGACCGUAGCUUUAAAGGAUACAUAAGGAUUAAAAAGGGUACCCAAGUCGAAAAGGACAAAUUAAUCGAGGUUAAGUCCCUUUUUUUUAUUAGAACAUUUGUUAUUUUAGCUGUUACGUAAAAUGUGUUUUGAUAAAAGAAGAGAACUGUUAUUUUCAUAUAAAUAAGUAACUUUUCAUUAAACUCUCCUGCAAUGUUCAGGGGAUUGUCUCCUUAAAAUAAGCCAAUUUCUCUUUAGUUUUCAAAUGCUAAGGAAAACUCAUCAAUGCAGAGCUCUUGAACUUUAAGUUUGGAUAAUUGUCCAACAUACGGGGCAAAAUUUCUGAUUACUUAAUUUUCUUGAUUGGUUGAGCGCACGUCGUCUGAGUUAAUUGCUAUUGUUUUCUCUCGUGAACCGGGUUUUGAAAAUUUUGCUUAUUUGUAGUGUUUUUUGGUGCUUACGGAGCCUAAACGGACCCUUUGUUUACGAAUGUCAUCGAUUUAGUAUUUCCACUCGGUAGAUGGUGAUAUAAUUAUACACUCGGAAGAUAGUUGUUACUCGCAAACUUCGAAGCUUCGCCUGAAAUCAAUCCUUGAUUUCCCUCGGGCCCAUAAGGUUUCAAAGGGCUUUUUACAAAUUUUCUUGCUCUAAAGAGGUUUGACCUUAAAGAGGGGGGUUCUUAGGAAUAAGCAAUCAGUCGGGAAAUCUGUAAAAAAUUCUCCUAUUCAAUUGAAUGCGUUUUCCCACCUGUUCUAACAAACAGUUAAGACUAAUUUGGCACCACGUUUCCAAUUCAUUCAUGUCAUUUCGAAGUCGGUUGGCCCAGUUUUAUAAUUCCUAACCCAAACAGUGUGGUCCUCUUAAGGUUUCGUACUUGAUUUGUGCUUUUUUCGAUUUGUGCACAUCAAAUUCAACUUUUCCACCGAACUGGUUACGUUGAGGCAUAUUUUUCGGCUUUGUUACUAUUCUGUUUUAUACGCUAGCAAGGUAAGAUAAAACACCCAUGCAUGUAUCUGCUUCCGUCUGAGGCAAAGCAUGUUUCAUCUUCAACCCAAUAACUUUUCCAUCCUAUUUCCUUUAGAUGCUUGGGUGCCUUCCUUGGAGGAAAUGUCCUAAACAACUUGUGGAAAACCCACUAAACUGAGACCGUGCUCUUUGAAAGACUUUCACAAGAGUGGUGGCUUUGGAUUUACUAUUUCACGUUUCUAUCAAAAGAGAAAUGAGCAAUUUCUUGUCCCUUCCUCUUUAUUGUAGUAUAAUUAAGUGUAAAAUAUCAUAAAAGAUAUCGAAUUUUUUUUCGUCACAAGGCUGCUCUAGCUCAUCCAUGUUUCAGUAUUCAUAACUGGAUGAAAACGUAGGUAUAUCAAGUAGUCAAAGAACAAAGGACUCCCCGCCCUUUGUUUUUCAAAAUACAAACUAUGAAGAUACGAUUCCUAUUACACUAUAGAGGAAAAAUAUCAGUUUUUGGGUAAUACGUUGUAAUUUUUGUAGGUGUAGUCCUCUCACCCUAUUUCACUCAAAGCAAAUCGUCCAUCGCAUUUAGGUAGAGAAGUAGAGUCCAGUUACAAAUUGUGUACUAACGAAAUGUGAAAUAUAGAAAACAUAUUAAUUAAUUUUAAUUAAUAUUAAAAGGAGUCAAAGCUCACGAGUGUUAUGACACUCUUAAGCUACUUUAAGUCAUUAUUUGUUUGUUUGAUAUCAUGUGAGUGAGUUGGUGAAAGGCAUUUAGGAUUUAAUUUUGAGUUACGUUGCAGCCUAGAAAAUUGUGCGAAACAUCUCAAAUGAAUUAUCCUCAAUCGAUAAUAUUCUUUAUGUCAAUCACUCAGUGUUCCUAUUCACUUUCCGGUUUGUUUGCGCAAGUGUUUAUCUCCAGCAGGUUCGUAGCUUUAAUUUAAGAGUCACUCGAGAAAAGGGUCAUGUUUAUGCUCUAGUUGUUCAAAUUCAUUUCUACACGGGUUCUUUCUUAGACCGUUUAGGGUACUUACACUGGAAAUUGAUAGUGGAGUGGUCGGCCUAGUGAAUAGGACGGCUCUACUGCAAAUGAGUCACCGAAAUUUAAAUACCUUGAAAGUCCAAAGACAUUGCCAUGUGUGGACUAAAGAAGAUAAACGAGGUAUAAUUAUAAAAGAACAGCGA
This is a messenger RNA of Pocillopora meandrina, 3403 nucleotides long. NCBI's taxonomy places the organism in Eukaryota, Metazoa, Cnidaria, Anthozoa, Scleractinia, Pocilloporidae. The record is from the annotation of a GenBank genome assembly.